AGCCAUUCCAACGUACUUAGGUUCAGCCCACCCCUCCUAGGAGGCUGUAUUUCCUGGUCUGGAAACUGGCCUCAAAGCUCCUCUUUUUGAGUUGUGUUAAGAUCAAAGAGGGCUCUGCUGGGAAGAGACAGCAGUGGCCAGAGACAUCGUGGAAGCCGGAGCUAAGGCACCUGUCAGCGGUCGACCUUACCUGGAUGUGAAAUCAUGUGACUAGGACGCUUGGGCAGACACCAACUCUGAGCCUGAGGUAGAGCGAGCAGACUGUUCCCAGCAACUUUGCCCCUUAGACCUUUCGUGUUAUCUGCUCUUUCCCUGAAGCUGGGCCCAACCCCACCCCCACAGCCUCAACUCCAGCCGCCAGCUCUCUUUUCCUCUGCCUCUUAUGGUCCUGGGAGUGGGGAUAAGGUGAAGAAUCACCAGUCCCUGUGGCAGAUGACAGGGGUCACCCACACGUUCUAUCUCCCCUCCCUGGGCUUUCUCAGCCUUCCCUAAGAGAUAGCUGGACCUGGAGCGCCUCGGAAUCCCUCGGGGUACCUGCAUGUAUAUACUCUCUCCUCAGGAGUCUAAUAAGGGAGGCACAGGCCCUGGGGGGCACAGUACAAGAGGAGAGGAGGGUCCCAGGCUAUCGAGGGGACCAACAAACCACGAAGUCCUGGGGACAGGCACAGGGCAGGACCCACCCCCUGCCCUGGCAGGUACAGAGGUCCUUGGGGCUGGAGCUCUGGACUAACAGUGCCAGGUGGUGAGCUCAGCCUUGCAACCCUGCCCUCCUGUGUCGGGCUGUCAGCAGAGCCGUUUCUCCCAAGAAGAUUUCCAGGCCCCUCUGGGCAAUGAAGAGGCCUAAAUUUAGCCAGCAGACAAGGGGCUGGCCUCGAGCCCAGGGACAGUUGGGCCUUAUAAAGCGCUGGCAGUCAGGGGCCCCGGCACGCUUCCGUGGAGGCCUGGACCCACUCGUUUCUCCAGCCCAGCCCCUGCCCGUCUGGACAGGGACCCCCGCUGCCUGUGGAUGAGCCAUCGGACCUCCUCCGCCUUCAGAGCGGAGAGAAGCUUCCGUUCCUCUUCCUCCUCCUCCUCCUCCUCUUCUUCUUCGGCCUCCCGUGCCCUUCCAGCCCAGGACCCACCCAUGGAGAAGGCUUUGAGCAUGUUUUCAGACGACUUUGGCAGUUUUAUGCUGCCCCACUCGGAGCCCCUGGCCUUCCCAGCCCGUCCCGGGGGCCAAGGAAACAUCAAGACCCUCGGGGAUGCCUACGAGUUUACAGUGGACAUGAGAGACUUCUCCCCUGAAGACAUCAUUGUCACCACCUUCAACAACCACAUCGAGGUGCGGGCUGAGAAGCUGGCAGCUGAUGGCACAGUCAUGAACACCUUUGCUCACAAGUGCCAACUACCAGAGGAUGUGGACCCAACAUCGGUGACCUCGGCCCUUCGAGAGGAUGGUAGCCUCACCAUCCGGGCGCGGCGCCACCCCCACACAGAACAUGUCCAGCAGACCUUCCGGACUGAGAUAAAAAUCUGAGGGUCUCUCCACCCCUGGCCUCCCCCUUAUCUCCUCCCCCACUGGCCUGCCGGUGAGGUCACCAUGAUCCCUGACAAUGACCCCUCAGAACAUCUCAGCCUAGGCCCCAGUCACUCCACACACUCUCAGGCCCCAGGUGGGUCACCCCUGCCCCAAACUAGGGCAUCCCUCUCCAUCCAACGCAGUCCAGGGACCUGUCUGCUCUCACCCAGAUAGACCCUCCCUAUCUAAGUUCACAAUAGAGGGGCUGAGGUACCAACCUGGAGAGCAAGACGAGGGCAGAGUCUAACACAGAGUGGCGGCUUCAAUGGCAUUUCUGCAGGGCAGGGGACCAGAAGCCCCUUCCUGGCAAAUGAGAGGCUGGCCACAAGCAGGGCUUCUGGCCUAGGUAGACUGCCUCAGGGAAGCCAGAGAGAUAGCCAUGACUGUUACCUUCCUUGUAACUCUCGAAACCUCAAACCCAGGGCUACCUGUCACCCUGAGGCUCUAACAGCUACAUGUACCAGACAAAGACACCUGUACCUAGAUGGGGUUUAUUAAAAUGACAUGAGGCUCCUAUCUCCAGCUGCUGGUGCAUGAGGCCAGAGCCCAGGGCUCCUGGGUGGCUUCCCCUGCAGAGAGGGUCCUCUUUGGAAGUGAGAGGAAGAGCCAGGACUUGUACACACACACACACACACACACACACACACACACACACACACACACACACACACACACACACACACACACGCGCGCGCGCGCGCGCGCCAUUGUCCUAUGCCUUAAAUACUCAUUCCCACUGGUUGGAGCCCAAUUCAAAGCAUUCUAAGAGUCACAGUUAGCAUCUCUGUUUUCAUCAAUGGAGACUGGCGUCUCUGAGCCAGUUGGAUGCCCAGGUUUGUCUCUGAAGCCAGCGCUGCCUCAGCGGCUCUCAGACUCUCCCCUCUGUGUACUGGGGACACUUCCCCCCCAUUCCACCUCUCCUGAGCCACAUGCCCUGCUUCGCCCUAACUGCAGAUGGUGGCCACAAGAAGAACCCCAAACCAGAUCUCUUCUGGCCCCCAAAUUCAGGGCAAAAACCCUUGUCAGCCUUAACCCUGGGGGACCUGGGCUCUGACUCAGUCUCUGCGUGUAGAAUCGGGUGUAAAGGGGGAAGCUCACUGCUAAUCGGGGUCCCAGGGGCCUCUACAGUCUUAGGACCCUGUGGAGGAGGGGGUGGGGUGGGGUCGUGGGAGUCUAGUCUAUAACCUGUACACAAUAAAAGGACAAUAUG
Messenger RNA from Mus musculus (house mouse), 2768 nucleotides. RefSeq names its product heat shock protein family, member 7 (cardiovascular) (gene Hspb7). Gene Ontology annotation, cellular component: Cajal body; cytoplasm; nucleus. The transcript has 3 exons. Bases 1007 to 1516 code for a protein of 169 amino acids. Lineage: Eukaryota; Metazoa; Chordata; Mammalia; Rodentia; Muridae. The record is from RefSeq and is marked provisional. Gene Ontology annotation, biological process: heart development.